AAAAUCUCUGCGGCAGGAGAAGGACUUGACAUUGUUGUUGAUAUUCAUGUCUUGAAACUCAAUUUUCCGAGUCCAAAAAGGUAUGCCAAACGAUUGAUCAUUCCUCUGUACCCCAGUAAGGAACAAUUAUGGAUCGAAUUUUGUUUUCAAAAACUCACCUCCGUUUUUUCAGGGACUCUGCUAAGAGAAAAAAGAAAUGGAGCAAGAGAGAAGCUUGGAACCACAACUAUGGCAUGCUUGUGCAGGAUCAAUGGUUCAGAUCCCCACCGUGCAUUCAAAGGUCUUCUACUUCGCUCAAGGCCACACCGAGCACGCCCACGCGCCUCCCGAUUUCCACGCGCCGCGCGUACCACCACUUGUUCUCUGCCGCGUCGUCGCUGUGAAGUUCCUCGCCGACGCAGAAACGGAUGACCUCAACGCCAAAAUUAGGCUUCUGCCACUGCCGGAAAACGACCUGGAUCUGGAAAAUGAUACCGUUGUGGAUCUUACUCCUCCAAAACCGGCGUAUUUUGUCAAAACACUGAAGAAUAAUGACGUCAACAAAGGCGCCAGAUUUUCCGUGCCGCGUAGGUGGGCCGAGAAAAACUUCCCACCGCUUGACGUCACAGCUAAGUGUCCCUACCAGACCCUAAUCGUCAAAGACAUCCGCGGCAAGACAUGGAAAUUCCGACACAUCAGGGGAACGCCUCGACGUCACAUGCUGACCACCGGCUGGAGCACUUUCGUUGAGCAGAAAAAGCUUAUCGCCGGCGAUUCGAUCGUCUUCCUCCGUUAUGAAUCCGGCGACCUCUACGUUGGAGUCCGCCGCACCAAAGGCGGUGGUGACGACACGGCUAGGAGGGUAACGGUAGAAGCAGUGACGGAAGCAGUGGAACGUGCGGCGUGUGGGCUAGCGUUCGAGGUGGUCUAUUACCCUCAGGCUAGCACGCCGGCGUUCUGCGUGAAAGCGGCUGAUGUGAGAGCAGCAAUGCGGAUAAAAUGGUGCAGUGGCAUGAGGUUUAAAAUGAUUUUUGAAGCAGAGGGUUUUUCGAGAAUGACCACAGGCACUGUGUCUGCUGUUCAAGUCGUUGAUCCAAUCCGCUGGCCCAACUCCCCAUGGCGUCUCCUCGAGGUAGUGUGGGACAAACCAGAGUUGGUGGUGCAAAAGGUGAAGCGGGUAAGCCCAUGGCUAGUCGAAUUGGUAUCGGACAUGCCUGCAGACCAUCUUCCUCCGUUCUCUCACAGGAAGAAGAUACAGCUUCCGCACCUUUCCCACGGAGUCCCUUCUGCUAAAAUUCCCUUGAUAGCGACAAUGAAUCCACAAGAUGCACAGACGGAGCUAAUUACAAAUUGGCGGGCUAAGGUGGUUGAGUCCUCGACGAAGGUGGACUCAGAAAAAAGUCGCAGCAAGCAACAGAUAGUAGAAGACAAUGAGUUGGCGUUUGUUGUGACUAAAUCUUUGAGUGAUGCGAAGCGUUCAAGAUCAACUGAAGGAUCAGGCGAAUCAGGUUCAGGGUCCAUCAUUACAACUGUUGCAGGCAAGCCGUCUACUAUAACUCUCAACAUGAGGAGCUUAAGUUAUCCAAACGAUGACUUGUCUUCGUUCUGCGAGUUCCUUAGCAGCCGCCUGCCUCCGUUGGAUCUCUCUGGGUGCAGAGCCGAAGACGCCAUUGAUUUUCUCCGCAUGCAGCAGGCUUCAGGCGACGUAGAAGCCCUCGUUGGCCGCCUCAGUGCUGCGUGUGAGGUAUUCGGCAUAAAACCUCAGGACAAUCCUUUCCAUAACGUAGCUGUAACAGCAUACCUGAAGGCGGCGAAAGAGAUGACUCAAGAAACAGAAUGUAUACUAGUCUUUUCUUGCAAUGACAAAGAUGUGGACGAGACACUUUUCAUCGAAACCAUUUCAAAAAAAUUGCAAGAACGAGAGGUCACCCCUUUGAUAUAUAAUCUAUCAUGGAGAAAGGACAUCGACACAGAGAUCUUUCACAGAUUUAGUGUUGGUAUUAUGGUACUUUCACAUAGUUAUACUUGUACCAGACAGUCCAUGGAUCAUCUCGUGGCCAUCUUGGAACAUUGGAAAGCAAAAAACCUUGUGAUUAUCCCUAUAUAUUUUAAGGUAACACUUUUAGACAUUUGUGGGUUGGAAGGCAGGUUUGAAGCAGCAUUUCUGCAGUAUCUGAAUUCUGCCCAGCCAGGCAGUGUUCAGAAAUGGAAGGCGGCUCUGGCUGAAAUAGCAUCCAUGGAUGGACAUGAAUGGACAAAAGAGACUCAGGAUAUGCUUGCCGAGGAAGUUGUAAGAAACGCAUGCUUAAAGCUCUAUUUGAAAAAUAGCAAGAAUCUAGUCAGAAUCUUAGCAUUGUUAAAUCACUCCCAGCCUUCAGACGCUGAUAUUGUGGGAAUUUGGGGUAUGGCAGGAAUAGGGCUGAGGCAAAUACGUGAUGAUUUCUUCUCUAAAGUAUUUGGAGAAGACAAACUAAGUAUAAGCGCUUAUGAUUUAAAACCAAGUUUCAUGAGGGACUGGUUCCACAAUAAAACGAUUUUUGUUGUUCUCGAUGACGUGAGCAAUGCCAGAGAUGCAGAAGCUGUAGUUGGAGGGUUUGGCUGGUUUUCUCAUGGACACAGAAUCAUCUUAACCUCUAGGCGAAAACAAGUUCUUGUACAGUGUAAGGUUAAAGAGUCAUAUGAGAUCCAGAAAUUAUGUGAAACUGAAUCUUUUCGUCUUUGCAAACAAUUUCUGAAUGGAGAGAGUGUGGUCAUCUCAGAGCUCAUUAGCUGCAGUAGUGGUAUUCCUUUGGCUCUCCAAGUUUUGGGUUCCUCUGUAUCAAAGCAGCCUAUAAACAAUAUGAAGGAACAUCUUCAAAGAUUGCGAAGAAAUCCUCCAACUCAGAUUCAGAAAGCAUUUCGGAGAAGCUUUGAUGGAAUAGAUGAAAACGAAAAGAACAUAUUUUUGGACCUUGCAUGUUUUUUCAGAGGGGAGAGCAAAGAUCAUGUGGUGCAAUUACUUGAUGCUUGUGGGUUUCUUACAUAUUUGGGAAUCUGUGAUCUGAUUGACGAGUCCCUCAUUAGCCUUGUGGACAAUAGGAUAGAGGUCCCUGUUCCUUUUCAAGAUAUUGGUCGAUAUAUUGUUCAUGAAGAAGACGAAGAUCCAUGUGGACGUAGCAGAUUGUGGGACUCUAACGACAUUGUUGAUGUAUUGACAAACAAUUCAGGAACAGAAGCGAUUGAGGGCAUUUUCCUGAAUGCGUCUGACUUGACCUGUGAGUUGAGUCCUACUGUGUUUGAUAAGAUGUAUAAACUAAGAUUGCUGAAGUUCUAUUGUUCCACCUCUGGGAACCAGUGUAUGCUAAGUGUACCUCAAGGGCUCAACACUUUGCCUGAUGAAUUAAGACUACUUCACUGGGAGAAUUAUCCUUUGAAAUACUUGCCUCAAAAAUUCAAUCCUGAGAAUCUUGUAGAGAAUCUCGAGAAGCUAAAGAAAAUCAAUCUGAGUCACUCCAGAAACUUAACUGAUAUCCUGAUGUUAUCAGAAGCCCUGAACCUUGAAUAUAUUGAUCUCGAAGGAUGUACGAGUCUGGUUGACAUUAGCGCAUCUAUUCCUCGGUGUGGGAAGCUUGUUUCCUUGAAUAUGAAAGACUGUUCUCGUUUGCGAAGUCUGCCUUCCAUGGUCGAUUUAACAUCUCUCAAGCUUCUAAAUGUGUCUGGUUGCUUGGAGCUCGAGGAGAUUCAGGAUCUGGCACCAAACUUGAAAGAGUUAUAUCUAGCUGGGACUGCCAUAAGAGAACUCCCAUUGUCAAUCGAGAAUCUCGCUGAACUUACUACGCUAGAUCUGGAGAACUGCAAAAGUCUUCAACAACUGCCAUUUGGAAUAAAGAUCUCGAAAUCUAUUGUCAAGCUUAAGCUGUUUGGCUGCACAAGUCUUGGGCUCAUAAGCAUGGGAGCACCGCUUCUGUCACAUUUUCGGCUUCGGAAGCGGAAAAGGGAGAAAUUUGGUCAUGGGGUUAUACCGAUCUUCUACAAAGUCAAGAAAUCUGAUGUGGAGAAUCAAAAAGGGAGUUUUGGAGCUCCCUUCCUGAACCCUAAGGAGAGUUUCAAGGGAGAUGAGCUCAAAAUUGGGGCAUGGAAGGAAGCUCUGAGGACUUCUUCCAAUAUCCUCGGCUUUGUACUUCCUGAGGAAAGGCCGGAGGCUGAAUUUGUUGAGAAAAUUGUCAAGGAGACUUUUAGGAUGCUCAAUGAUCUGUCUCCAUGUGAAAUCAGUGGUUUCCCAGGGAUUGUAUCACGUUCAAAGGAACUGGAGGAGUUAUUGAAGUUUGAUGAUGCAAGCUGUAUCCGUACCAUUGGGGUUCUUGGGAUGGCUGGAAUUGGCAAGACCACGGUUGCUGAUAGCGUAUACAAACGAAACCAUCGUCAGUUUGAUGGUUACUGUUUCCUUGAAGACAUUGACAGUGACUCGAAGCGGCAUGGAUUACAUUAUUUGCACGAGAAACUUCUUUGUAAAUUAUUGGAUGAAGAAAAUCUGGAUGUCAGAGCACAUGGAAGAUUGGAAGAGUUUCUUCGGAACAAGAAGUUGUUUAUUGUGCUGGAUAAUGUGACUGAAGAAAAUCAAAUAGAAGUUCUCAUCGGAGAACAAGAGAUGUACCGUAAAGGAAGUAGGAUUGUUAUAACUACCAGAGACAAGAGACUGCUGCAGAAAAACGCUGAUGCUACAUAUGUAGUUCCCAGAUUAAAUGACAGGGAAGCUAUGGAGCUAUUCUGCCUAGAUGCAUUUUCUGACAACCUUUACCCCACGGAAGAAUUCAUGGAGCUAUCAAACAAUUUUGUUUAUUACGCUAAAGGGCAUCCGUUAGCUUUGAAGUUGUUAGCUUCAGGUCUAUGUCAGAAGGAAAAGAUGUACUGGAUGGAGAAAUGGGAGAGAUUAAGGGUAAUGCCAGACAAGGAGAUCCAGAAAGUGCUAAAAAGGAGCUAUGAAGAACUGGAUGAUGAUCAGAAGCGCAUAUUUCUGGACAUAGCAUGUUUUUUCAGAUCAGAAAAAGCAGAUUUCGUUUCGAGCAUCCUGAAAUCAGACCGUGUCAAUGCUGCAGCUGUGAUGAAGGAGCUUGAAGAUAAGUGCAUGGUUACCAUUUCUUAUAAUCGGCUUGAGAUGCAUGAUCUAAUGCAUACAAUGGCGAAGGAAAUUGGAUAUGAAUCAUCCAUCAAAAGGGCAGGCAAACGUAGUAGGUUAUGGAACCACAAAGAUAUUCGCUUUGUGCUAGAGCAGAAAACGGGUACUGAAUGUGUUAGAGGCAUCUUCUUCAACAUGUCUAAUGUCGAACGGAUCAAGCUAAGUCCUGAUGUUUUCAUGAGGAUGUCGAAUCUCAAAUUCCUGAAAUUCCACAAUUCUCAUUGUUCUCAGUGGUGUGAUAGUGACCAUAAAUUUCAGUUCUGCGAAGGGCUCGAUCACUUUCCAGAUGAGCUUGUGUACCUUCACUGGCAGGGUUAUCCAUACGAGUACCUGCCAUCAGAUUUCAAUCCGGAGGAACUUGUCGAUCUUAAUCUGCGUUAUAGUCACAUCAAACAACUGUGGGAAGAUGAGAAGAAUACAGAAAAUUUAAGAUGGGUCGACCUCAGUCAGUCAAGAGACUUGCUGAAUUUAUCAGGCACAGCAAUUGAACAAGUUGUUGAACACAUCGGGAGUCUUCGCAACCUUAUUUUGCUGAAUCUCAAGAAUUGUCGCAGGUUGAAGUAUCUUCCUAACGAUCUUUACAAGCUCAAAUCUCUACAAGAACUGAUUCUCUCUGGCUGUUCGGCGUUGGAGAGUCUUCCACCCAUCAAAGAGGAGAUGGAAUGCUUAGAGAUUUUGCUUAUGGAUGGAACAUCCAUCAAACAGACACCUAAAACGAUAUGUUUGAGCAACCUCAAGAUUUUUUCGUUCUGUGGAUCUAGCAUCAAAGGUUCCACAGGGUUGGUAUUGUUGCCUUUCUCAGGAAACUCCUUUUUAUCGGACCUCUAUCUCACAAAUUGCUAUAUCGACAAAUUGCCGGAUAACUUUAGCUCCUUACACUCAUUGCGGUGUCUGUGCUUAAGCAGAAACAAUAUUGAGACCCUACCUGAAAGCAUUGAGAAACUUUAUUCACUGUUGUUGCUUGACUUGAAGCAUUGUCGGGGGCUCAAAUCUCUUCCUGUGCUUCCAUCUAAUCUACAGUAUGUAGAUGCUCACGGAUGUAUUUCUCUGGAAAAAGUCGCAAAACCAGUGACGCUUCCCCUAGUAACUGAAAGGAUGCAUACUACUUACAUUUUCACGGAUUGCUUCAAGCUGAAUCGAGCUGAGCAGGAAGCUAUUGUAGUUCAUGCCCAACGCAAGAGUCAGUCACUGGCAAGGACAUCUCUUCAACAUAAUCAUAAGGGGCUAGUUCUGGAUCCUCUGGUUGCUGUUUGUUUUCCAGGAGGUGACAUACCCUCAUGGUUCUGCCAUCAGAGAAUGGGAUCUUCGAUAGAAACCGACCUGCUUCCACACUGGUGUAACAAGAAAUUUAUUGGAGCUUCCUUAUCUGUUGUUGUCACCUUCAAGGAUCAUGAAGGUCAUCAUGCCAACCGUUUAUCUAUAAGAUGCAAGUGUACAUUCAAAAAUCAAAAUGGUCAGUCCAUCAGCUUUAGUUUCUCUCUUGGGGGAUGGAACGAGUCAUGUGGAUCAUCUAGUUGCCAUGAACCACGACGACUUGGAUCUGACCAUGUGUUUAUCAGUUAUAACAACUGUAACGUGCCAAUCUUCGAAUGGAGUAAAAAGAGUAAUGACGGUAACAGAUGUCAUCCCAGUAGUGCCUCAUUCGAGUUCUACCUUACUGAUGCCACUGAAAGGAAGCUAGAAUGCUGCAAGGUGACAAGGUGUGGGAUGAGUUUGCUAUAUGCUCCAGAUGAGAGUGACCGUGGUUUCCAGGGAAUGAGGGUUACAGACAUCGUUGAGCGUACAUCUAUUGAGGCUCUUGUGACCAUUCGAGGUCAGUCCCACUCACGGAUUGAAGAACGAAAGAAUGGCAGAAUAAGAGAUGAAAUCCUUGAUAUGAGUAUUUCCUCCAGGAUAGGAGAUCUUGGGUCUUGAAACCAACAAUAGCCAAUAGGUAGUAGAAUGCUUAGUAACUUGUAUAUGUUAAAACACAAUUUACAUUGACAUAGGAACUCGAAGACAUUGCAUUGCUUUUUACCCUUUGGUGUGUCAAAGGAGAGUUCUAUCUACUUAUCUAGCUGAAGAUUCAUGUUGAGCUUUCCUUGGAUGUAACUGGUUCGUUGCCAUUUGAAGCUAAUUGAUGAAGUCGUCACUAAACAUCUACUGUCUGU
Messenger RNA from Arabidopsis arenosa, 7284 nucleotides. The record is from the annotation of a GenBank genome assembly. NCBI's taxonomy places the organism in Eukaryota, Viridiplantae, Streptophyta, Magnoliopsida, Brassicales, Brassicaceae.